AUGGGCACGUACAAAGCGGAAACGUCAAACAGGGAGGAAGGAUGCAAGCCAGAAAAAUUGACCAAACUGAUGCACGAACUGGGGGGCAAAAAGGCAGAAGCGAGAGGCACGAGUGAUUUAGCGACAGGAAAGGACAGCGCGGUAGGAAGCAAAAAGGAGUUUAUGGAGAGAGGGAAUGCCUCGGAGGUGACCCCUAAGGGAUUAGCGAGAAGCCGCGGCGUUCCCCAAAAUAGCCCAGCGGGCUUCUCGCCCAAUUCUGCGCCAAGGUCGACACCAAAAUUGGCCUCAAAAUUGGCCGCAAAUUUGACGCCCAAAUUGACCUCAAAAUUGGCGCCCAAAUUGGGCUCACAAUUGACGCCCACUGCCGCGCCCAUUGUUGCACCGCGAAAUGGCCCCGCGUGGAACCGCGGCAAGUUCGCCUCUCUAAGGAAGGUGUCCCCAUGGACGCUCCACGGACACAAAAGCAAAACGAACCUCCCAUCAGUGCAUCCGAAGGGGAGUGAAGAAAAACGAAAAAGAAACCCAUAUGAGACAUCACGGGAAAAAAAAAUGACAAUUUUGGCCAAGAGGAUCCGGUGCUUGACCUCCUUCGAAAGUGGUACUGAGAGCAGCGGAGGGGCAGAUGCCGCCAAUCCGAAGGGUUGUGCCAGUGACGGUGGAGGAAAUGUAGUAGAACCGAGGUGUAGCAUCAAAGAAGAGGGAACAGAUGCUAUCGAUGCCAUUUCUAGCCCUACGAACCAAGUGCACGAGCAGCAGGACACUCUACUUCUUCUUCUGACGAGGGACUUCCGUGUGAAUGACAACUGGGCAUUGACAUACGCACAGGAGAUGGCCAAAAAGAAGGGGUACACCCUCAUCGCAUGCACAUGUCUGAAUAGGAAAGAAAAAGUAACGAACCGAUUUAUUUACACAAAGUUGAAAGUCUUAAAAAACCUAGAGAAUGCACUGAAGCAAAUUAACAUCCCCUUUUACAUUUUACCUUUGUACAUGAUUGACGAAUUUAGUGAGUUCAUAAAAACACAUCACGUAAAAGUAAUCACGUGUGACCUGCAUGUGUUGCACGAUGAGAAAGCAUUCAUUAAAUCGCUAACUCAUUUGUGUAACAAGAGGAAGGUUAAAAUGGUCCAAGUGGAUUCACACAAUGUUGUCCCCAUGUGGGUCACUUCCAAGGUCGAGGAAUGCUCAGUGAGGACCAUCAAGCCAAAGAUACAGGCCCUCCUACCAACCUUCCUAAUUGAGUAUGUGUCGGUAGAACCUUUUGAGCAAAAUUUGAAAUUCCCUGACCCAUUCGACGUGGACGAGGUGGUCAGCAAGCUCACCGUGUCUAACACUUGUGCAGUGGUCCCCAAUUUUGUCCUCACCGAAAACAAGGCGCAGGAAUUGCUGAGCGAUUUUUGCACCAAGGCCCUGGACAAGUACAACGUCAAGAGGAACGACCCGAACAGCGACGCCGGCAGCGUGCUGCUGCUGUACAUAAACUUGGGGGUCCUAUCUGCCCAGAGGUGCGUGCUGGAGGUGCACAAGCACGCGUACAACAACCCGUCCAUACACGCUGUGAGCGGGAAGGAGUCCUUCAGCGACGACUUCAUCAUGCGCAAGGAGUUAGCGGACAACUACUGCUACUAUAACAGAAACUAUAACAACUUCGAAGGCGGCAGGGAAUGGGCCAAGGAAAGUCUGAAAAAACACGACGCAGACAAGAGGGAAUAUUUAUACGAUUAUGAAGACUUUAAAAAUGCGAACACACAUAAUGAGAUGUGGAAUUGUUGCCAACUACAACUGAUCAAUGAAGGGGUCAUGCAUGAGUUUUUAAAAGUUUUUUGGGCCAAGAAAAUUCUGAACUGGUCAGCCAACUCGCAGACUGCUCUGAAAUAUGCCAUACAAUUAAAUGAAGAAUUGUCCAUUGAUGGCAAGACCCCCAGUGGGUAUGCUUCUAUCAUGUGGUCUAUCAUGGGAGUUCAUGAUCAGAGUUGGAACGAGAGAAAUGUGUUUGGCAAAAUUCGAUUUAUAAAUAGUAACGGGUGUAAACGUAAUUUCGAUAUGAACAUGUUCGUGUUAAAAUAUCCCAAGGGAAAGGAAAACGCUUCAAUUGUGAAGAAAAUUCCGACCAUUACUUUUGCUAGUUAUUUGAAGAAGCGGAAAAAUGGCCCCGCGACUCCACUUCAGGAACCCACACGCAAGAUGCAUAUCAAGGGGCCCGUUCGAUGA
Messenger RNA from Plasmodium fragile, 2208 nucleotides. RefSeq lists its product as uncharacterized. Lineage: Eukaryota; Apicomplexa; Aconoidasida; Haemosporida; Plasmodiidae. The coding region runs from base 1 to 2208 and encodes 735 amino acids. The record is from RefSeq and is a predicted model, not a curated record. Gene Ontology annotation, biological process: photoreactive repair. The transcript is spliced from 2 exons. Gene Ontology annotation, molecular function: deoxyribodipyrimidine photo-lyase activity.